Molecule: messenger RNA, 747 nt
Organism: Pseudozyma flocculosa PF-1
Lineage: Eukaryota; Fungi; Basidiomycota; Ustilaginomycetes; Ustilaginales; Ustilaginaceae
Exons: 3
Coding region: 1-747 (248 amino acids)
Biological process (GO): fungal-type cell wall organization
Cellular component (GO): plasma membrane; cell cortex of cell tip
Source: RefSeq, a predicted model, not a curated record
AUGUUCAAGUUCUUCUGCGUCGGCAUUGGUCAACUCCUCACGUUCGCCGCCUUGGUGCUGGUGAUUCUGGCCAACGUCGGCCAGCUGACCAACAACAUCGUCGCGCGCAACAUCCGCUUCGUCUCGCUCGACACCACCGGACUCCAGGACGCCAUCUCGCGCUCUGGCGGCGCCGCACCCAACAACCUGUACGCCUCGGACCAGCGCUCGACCAUCGCUGCCGGCAACGGCAUCAAGCGCGACUACCAGUGGGGCCUCUACAACUACUGCGGCGGUGAGCCCAGCGGCAGCAACCGUGACUGCGUCGACAGCACGUUCAACUUCAAGUGGGACCCUGUCAACGCGCUCCUGGCCGACACUCCUCAGGGCGCGCGGAACGAGGUGCAGAGCUUCCUGCCCCAGAACACGUUCACGGACUCGGACUACCUCCGCAAGUACUCGCAGGCCGCCUUCUGGCUCAUUUUCAUCGGCACCAUCCUCACCGGCCUCGCCUGGCUGACGGGAUUCACCGCCAACCGGUUCGGCUUCUUCGGUGCCGCCAUCUUCGCCUUCCUGGCCGCCCUGGCCCUUGGCGUCGGCGCGGCCAUCGAGACGGCAAUCUACACAAAGGCCCGCGACGCCAUCGGCAACCAGUACGGCCUCAACCUCGACUACGGAAACGCCCUCUGGUUCAUCUGGGCCGCCUUUGUUGGCUGCGUCCUCUCGAUCGUGCCCUAUCUCAUCUCAUGCUGCACCGGUCGAGACUAA